This is a messenger RNA of Diospyros lotus (date-plum), 516 nucleotides long. Its product is annotated as RING-H2 finger protein ATL39-like. Gene Ontology annotation, biological process: protein ubiquitination. The transcript has a single exon. NCBI's taxonomy places the organism in Eukaryota, Viridiplantae, Streptophyta, Magnoliopsida, Ericales, Ebenaceae. The coding region runs from base 1 to 516 and encodes 171 amino acids. The record is from RefSeq and is a predicted model, not a curated record.
AUGGAUGACGACGGCUAUAACGUGGGUGGAGUUUCACCACUCGUGGCGGCGAUCAUAGGCAGCGUAGCCACCCUCUCCGUGCUACUGCUCUACCACUGCCUGAGGACGAGGUGGCAUGACCGACAAGAGUUUCUCAUUCAACUGCCGCUGCGGCAACCACGACGACGCCCGCCGGCGGCGGAUACGGCUGCGAUCGUGGAUGAAGACUCGAUGAGAAGGAUGCAGGCCUCAAUCAGCGAGCUGAUUCCGACGUACAGAUACAGCAAGGACGUCGGCGAGCUCUCCAAAACCCAAGACAAGACGUGCACUGUUUGCUUGUGCGAGUUCACCGACGACGAACCGGUUCGGAUCCUGCCCGACUGCUCCCACGCCUUCCACGUGCCCUGCAUUGACAUGUGGCUGUUUUCUCACGGAAACUGUCCUGUUUGCCGGACGCCCUUAGGCAGCCGCCGGCCUGAAUCUGAUAGGUUAGAGCCACCAUCGUCAGAGAUCCGUCAACCGGAGGAGCUUGUGUGA